ACCAUCAUCCACCACCACCACAAUCACCAUCAUCCACAACUACUCAGUCUUACCCAGCGUCUCUUCCUUCCAGAGGGACGAGGAAGUAUGGAGUGUGAACCAGGAUGGUUCCCAUGUGACUCAGAACCAUUGUGUGUGGAGCGACGGUUUAUCUGUGACACUUACAACGACUGUCCUGACAAAAGCGACGAGUGGAACUGCAGUAAUGACCAUCAGUUGAUAAAUUCGGGGAUAGCUGUACGUAAGCGCCCUGACGAAGACGCGGAAGAACGAGGAGAGUGCGAGUUGAAGGAUCCGCCUGAAGUCUGCCGCUGUGCUGACUUCAGUAUCUUCUGUGAAUCUCGCUUCCUGACUCGCGUGCCGUCACCACUACCUGAGGCUGCUCGCUACCUUGACAUUUCUGGGAAUAUGAUGGAGGAUCUUGCAGCGGGAAGCUUCACUGAACUUCCAGAACUACAAGUGCUGGUGGUGAUUAGGGCGGGUGUGCGCGCCCUCCGGAGCGCUGUCUUCUCCACUAUGUUAAAUAUAUAUGAAAUUCACCUGACAGGGAACGACCUCCAUACGCUGGAGAAUGGCACCAUGAUGGGCACCAGCACUCUCUCUCACCUGCAGCUAAGUAGCAACAACAUCAGCGAUCUUCCUGACGGUUUCUUCACCCACAACACCAACCUUCAACGACUGGAACUCAAUGAUAAUAACUUGUCAGAACUGCGUCCGGCGAUGUUCGUUGGUCUUCACAAUCUCCAAAAUCUGUACAUAGAGAGAAACAAAAUGGAGUAUAUAGGAGAGGAAGUGUUCACAGAGUUCCCUCGACUACAUUUCCUUUACCUUGGAAUAAUCUCUACAAACGUGGCACCAGGACCCUUUUCGGGGACUCCCCGACUUCACCUAUGUUCUCUUGAGAGGAAUCACCUCAGCACGCUACUCAACGCUACCUUCUCUGGCUUGGGCAGACUCAAGACCCUUGUUCUUCAAAACAACGGCUUGAGAACCCUAGAAGCUGGAGCCUUUAGUGACCUGGUGUCUGUUGAGUCUAUGGCAUCUGGCCGCGAGAGUUUGACGUGCUCUCUGGGACUGCACGUCAGGGGGUGCGAACCUAAGGGCGGUAUCUCUUCCGUGGAACAUCUCCUGGACAGCCUGGUCCUCGUUCUCGGGUGAUGUUCCUGCAGUGUGUGGGUGAUGGGGGUUCUUGCUUGUGCUGGGAACCUGCUCGUCUUGAUUGGGAGAUACGUGGUGAAGGAACCCAACAAAGUCCACUCUUUCUACAUCAAGAACCUCUCCCUCUCAGACCUCUUGAUGGGUGUAUAUCUGUUCAUCAUCGCCUCCUACGACGCCUUCUUCAGAGGGGCUUACAUCCGCCACGAGUAUGCGUGGACACGAUCUUGGCAGUGCAGUCUCUGUGGUUUUCUGAGCACGUUGAGCUCCGAGGCGUCUGUGUUCACUCUCACCACUAUUACUCUCGACCGCUACUUCUCCAUCGUGCACCCGUUGACAUUGAAGGAACGGACGUUGCGGGUCGCCUUCGGGGUGAUGGUAGUUACCUGGUCCCUGGCAGCACUUCUGGCUGUUCUCCCUCUGUUGGGCAUCCAGUACUACGGUAACAACUUCUACGGCAGCAACGGCAUGUGUCUCCCGCUGCACAUCCACGACCCCUACGCUAAUGCAUGGGAACACUCCGCUAUCAUCUUCAUUGGGUUCAACUUAGUGGCCUUCAUGUUCAUCGCUUACGCCUACGGCAGGAUGAUCCUGGCCAUCCGCGAGUCACGGAUGUCGCUGAGAUCGACGCAAGAGAAACAAGACCGGGUUUUGGUGAAACGUUUCGCGUUCAUUGUAGGCACAGAUUUCCUGUGCUGGAUGCCGGUCAUUAUUAUCAAGGUCAUUGCACUCGCAGGUGUUGUGAUUGAUAGGACACUUUAUGCCUGGUUGGCUGUCUUCGUUCUUCCUGUCAAUUCAGCACUUAAUCCCAUCCUCUACACACUGGCUACUAAAAUAUUCAAACAACAGGUAGUGAAGAUGGUCUUCAAUAUGAGUCGGUGGCCAGUGGCUCCCCCCAGAACCGGCACGGAUUCUAACCCGUCCAAUUCUUACGUGAUGGUUUACAGAGGUCGCUUCCAAACUGUCCAGAUGUCUACCCGGACAGCGUCGACGUGGCUACAAAAACAAAGAAAUUGUAGUUUAGACCAGCGAAGUGUGUACGGCACAGCCUACACCACGCCCAGUCCAUGUAUUUGCCCGCCCUCCUGCGACAUCUGA
This is a messenger RNA of Cherax quadricarinatus, 2253 nucleotides long. Lineage: Eukaryota; Metazoa; Arthropoda; Malacostraca; Decapoda; Parastacidae. The record is from RefSeq and is a predicted model, not a curated record.